CCUGUCUCGCGGUCCGCCCUGUCCGUAAUUCUUUCUUAUUUGUCAGUCAAACGCUUGUUUGUUCAAACGUCUCAGAUAAUCAAUCGUCUGUCGGUUCAUUUACUGAUCAGCUGUCAAACAGUAAGCAUGUCUGGGGACGACAGAUUUCAACGAAUUCAGCAUAAAGCACAGAAUGGAGUUAUCCAGCCGAUACUCACAGAUCUGUAUCAGAUCACGAUGUCAUACGCGUACUGGAAGAGCGGGAAAAUGAACGAUCAUGCUGUAUUUGAUCUUUACUUCCGUAAAAAUCCCUUCAAAGGGGAGUUCACUGUGUUUGCUGGGCUUGAAGAAGUGGUUAAAUUUCUACAGAAUUUUCACUUUUCCGACAGUGACAUACAGUACCUGAAAUCUGUAUUACCAUCCUAUACAGAAGAAGAAUUCUUUGUUUAUUUACGGAAUUUAUCUGCGAAAGAUGUUACUCUUUAUGCAAUGGAGGAAGGAAUGGUUGUGUUCCCUAAGGAACCUCUGAUUGUGAUAGAGGGGCCUCUCCCAAUUGUGCAAUUGAUGGAGACCCCCUUGCUGAACCUCGUCAAUUAUGCAAGUUUGGUAGCUACAAACAGUAUGAGGUUCCGCCUGGCUGCCGGCCCAGAUAAAACCUUGCUGGAAUUUGGUCUACGACGGGCUCAAGGCCCAGAUGGAGCUCUUUCGGCAUCUAGAUACUGCUAUCUUGGAGGUUUUGAUGGUACAAGCAAUGUUCUGGCAGGAAAACUUAUGGUACCCCGGAAGAUUCUGUCAGAGGAGUUAAGCAGUAAGAGAUCAUCUCAUUUACUGUGCGGGCAUAUGGCUUUUACAGAACUUAUGACCCUUAAUCUCGCACCUAAAGAUUCAAAGACAGAAGUGAACUUUGUAGAGAAAUGUUUGGCAUGGCAGAAAAAACUAGCACCUUGUGUUGGGUUUUUACCAGAUCAAGUGAGUGUUGGAGAGUUAGCAGCUUUUAUAUCUUAUGCACAAGCAUUCCCAAAUGGCUUCCUGGCAUUGAUAGAUACAUAUGAUGUCAUCAGGAGUGGAUUGGCUAAUUUCUGUACUGUGGCAGCUGCACUGUCAGAAUUGGGGUAUCGAGCUCUGGGUAUACGUCUGGAUAGCGGUGAUUUAUCCUAUCUGUCACAAAUUGUUCGUGAUACAUUCCGUAAAGUUGCACAGACUUUUGAUCUCCCUUGGUUUGAACAUCUUACCAUUGUAGCCAGUAAUGAUAUUAAUGAGGACACUAUCCAUUCCUUAAACCAACAGGGUCAUGCCAUCAACAGUUUUGGUAUUGGGACACAUCUGGUAACCUGUCAGAAACAGCCUGCACUUGGCUGUGUAUUCAAGCUGGUGGAAGUAAAUGGCAAAGCUCGUAUAAAACUGAGCGAGGACGUAGAAAAAGUAACUAUUCCAGGGAAAAAAUUUGCAUAUCGACUUUUUGGACAUGAUGGCAAUGCUUUGGUAGACUUGAUGGUGAAGCCUGACGAGGAUCCACCAAAAGUUGGCUCCCGUGUUCUCUGUCGACAUCCUUUCCAGGAGUCAAAGAGAGCUUAUGUUAUACCUGCUAAAGUGGAAUGUCUCCAUAAAGAAUACUGGAAAAAUGGAAAGGCAAACCAGGAUAAAGAUUUACCUCCCUUGAGUGAACUGAGGGCCAAGGCUAUAUCUGCGAUGAAAUCAUUGAGACAGGACCACAAAAGAGCUCUGAACCCUACACCAUAUAAGGUGUCGUUGAGUGAGGAGUUGUAUACAUUCAUGCAUAAUUUAUGGCUGGAGAAUGCUCCUAUAGGUGAACUGUCAUAGGUAUCAGGAAUGUUGUCAUGGCAACCACUGAAAGUGUUUCUCGAAACCAAGUGCAAAAUUUCAAGAGGAGUUACGUGUUAUUUAUGGGAGUGCCACAUUUUUAGGAUUGUUUUUGUUUACACAGUUGUGAUAGAAGAUUUUUAGAUUUGUUAGAGGAUCAUUUUGUGAUGUGGUCACAUCUGUUAUAAAUGUUGUUCUAUUUAUAGACAUGUUGUUCUAUUUAUAGACAUGUUGUUCUAUUUAUAGACAUGUUGUUAUAAUCAUGGACUUUAAAAAAAAAUAUACAGAGGGAAAUAACUAUUACUUACUAAAUAUUGUUCUAUUUAUAGAUGUUUAUUUCUUAAUAAAGACAUUUUAAAAAUGGUAUCAACUUCUACUUGCUUAAGAAAUGGUAUAUUAUUUGUAGACUUAUUUUUCUAAGUAGAGAUAUUUUAAAAAUACUACCAAGGGAAAGAACUCUUAUUUUAUAAAGAAAUGUUCUAUUUAUAGACAUGAAAUUCUAAAUAUAGACAUUUAUAAAAUACUUCCAAGGUAGAUAACUUUCGCUGACUUUACAAGUUAGUGUUUAUCCAUAGUAAAUUUUUAUUUUACUGACAUAAAAUCAUUUAAUGGAGAAAUAUUUUGAAAUGUUAAUUAAUCUUAGAUUAUGUUGUUAAAAGUACAAUGUUUAUAGUUGCUUUAAAUGUUGUGGAGUAAUGCUAUAUGUUCUACAUGUACAUUAAUAUGUUGAUUUUAUGGUUAAAAUGUAUUAAGCUAUAUGUCUAUCUCGUGCCUGUAAUUUAUGAAAUUAUUUUCUUAAAUACUUUCAAACUACCUGUAUGAAAGACUUAUGUUUGUAUAUUUCCUUAAGAGCAAAUGGUGUGCAUAGUAAAUCGUAACUUUACAGUUAAAUACCUAAAUAGUAUAGCAGCAUAAUAGUUUGUUUUGGAACAUUUGAUUUUGUUUUGGAACAUAUGAUUUUGUUUUGGAACAUAUGAUUUUGUUUUGGACCAUUUCAUUUUGUUUACAUACAAUCUAUAUGAUUGUUAAAGUGACAUUAUGCCCAUUCAAAGGUAUGUAGUGAGUUUAAAGUGGAAAGUCAUGUCACAAUAAGUUUACAUUUUCCCAUAAAUACUUUCAAUUUUAUAAUUAACUUUGCUUUAACGAUAAAUAACUCACAUUGCCCAAGAAAAAAUCUGUAAAUAUCCAUCAGAAUUAACGGUAACAUUCAAUUUAUAAAAUAAGUGGGGCAAUUUUUUUUUAUUUUUUAGUUUGAUUUAUAUUUUAUCCUUAACUUUUUGUUUUAAUAUCAACUAUAGGACAAUUACCAUUAUAACACUCAAUGUUUAAAAAUAUAUAUAUAGUUAAUUCAACUCAACUUGACAAUGAAAAAAAUGUCAGCUAAAUUAUAGACUCAUUCUAUAUUUCAACAACUCUUUAAAAAAUCAACCGUAAGAUUAUAGAUACAACAUGAUUUUACUGUUUAAUAAUCUAAAAAUAAAUAUAUACCAUUAGAUAUAGCUUUAUGCCCUUUAAAAUGGUCAUUUUAGGAUAUUUUUUUGUAUGAAACACAUGUACUGUAUUAAUUAUGAAGUAAAAAUAAUGUUGUUUUUAGACUUUUUGUGUGAAACACUGUAUUGGUUUAUAUGAUUUAAGGUUUAUUUUUAAAAUUUUGUAUAAAACACUGUAUAGAUUAUUUAGUAUGUUUAGGGAAAAAAAUCUAUGACAGAAUGUAUUAAUUAUUUGACUGAAGAAAUGAAAUUAAUUAUUUGACUGAAGAAAUGAAGAAAAAAAAUCUAAAUUUUUUAUGCAAAAUGCCAAUACAGGCUGAGUAAUAUUUGGCUGAAAAAUAAAAAGAACACACACACACAUACAUGCAGGCAAAACAGAACAUCUGAAAUCUUAUAUUGAUUAUUUGAGCCGUGUCACGACAAAACCAACAUAGUGCGUUUGCGACCAGCAUGGAUCCAGACCAGCCUGCGCAUCCGCGCAGUCUGAUCAGGAUCCAUGCUGUUCGCUAUCAGUUUCUCUACUUGUAAUAGAGUUGGUAAGCGAACAGCAUGGAUCCUGAUCAGACAGCGCGGAUGCGAAGGCUGGUCUGGAUCCAUUCUGGUCGCAAAACCAUUAUGUUGGUUUUGUCGUGACACGGCUCAUUUGUUUUUACAUUUUUCAUAUGAAAUUAAAUACUCUGUAAAUUAAUUGAUUUAAUAUUAUUUUUCAUUUUAUAUUUUAUAAGAAAUACUGUAUUUAUUAUUUUGUAAAAGGUAUAAAAGACUUUUGUUAGAUGAAAUGCAGUUAAAAUUAUUUGAUGAAAAAAAAAUUGACUUGUUUAUCAUAUAAUAAACUGUUUACCUAGUGUAGAUGAUUUGGCUAAAAAUGUGUUUAACAUUUGUAUUUUUAAACCUUUUAAUGUAAGUUUUUUUGUUUAUGGUUUUUGAGAUUUUCUUAAUGAAAUGCUGGAUCGUGCAGUUUUACAUGUAAGUUUUUGCAAAUGCUUGACAAAUGAGCUUCUUUAAUGCAACAUAUUUUUUAAAAAAACACGUCCAAGUUAAAGAAAAACAUAUUUUUUUGAUAUUUACAAUAAACAAGGACGAUAUGCCUCCAUAAACAUGUUUAUACAAUGUAUAUUCCCAGUAACAUUGAUGACAUUCAUAUGAAAAAUCAGUAUUAUAUUUUGAAAAUUAUUUUGUAAUAUUCAGACUUUUCAGUAUAUAUCCAUUUAAUAUGCGGGUAUUUACAUUUUAUAUAUCAUAUUAACUCACUAAUAAGACUUGUUUUUUGGCUUUAAUUCAGGGGAUAAAAGCACUCACCUAGACUUAUAAAGGCGUCAUGUAAUUAAAGAAAGUUCUGAUUAGUUAGUAUACAUUAAAAUGAUAUAAAGCUAUAAUCAGCUGUCUUUAAUUCUUACCACCCUAAAUAUCUUGAAUGGACUUGUCCAUUUUUUAAUCUGGUCAAAAACAUUCAUCAUUUGUAUGGAAAUUUUCUGAACAUUUUCCGAAUAUCCAACAAUACAAACAGUGAUCAAACUGCCAGGAUGUAUCAGCUGAUUAUGGUCUGCCCUGGUUCCAUGUGUAAAAUAUGUUGCUGCCACCAAACUCAAGAUUAAUGGUUAUGAUAUUUGAUAAAAUAUUAAUUGUAUUUUGAUGAUAAAGAUCAUACCAAGGUCCAAAAACUGAUUGACAAAUGACAAAAGUUUCUAAUUGUAAAUUAAAUUCCUGAUAAAAGAAAUAGUAUACGGUAUGUUAUAAAAUCUCCCGAAAA
Ruditapes philippinarum (Manila clam) is the source of this 5040-nucleotide messenger RNA. Its product is annotated as nicotinate phosphoribosyltransferase-like. Gene Ontology annotation, molecular function: nicotinate phosphoribosyltransferase activity. The transcript is spliced from 18 exons. Gene Ontology annotation, biological process: NAD+ biosynthetic process. Lineage: Eukaryota; Metazoa; Mollusca; Bivalvia; Venerida; Veneridae. The record is from RefSeq and is a predicted model, not a curated record. The annotation marks the transcript as partial.